AUGAGUUUUAAAAAAUCCAAAAAUGACUACGCUCUCUUCACAUGGAAUAAUGGAGCUUCCUUCAUCAGUCUCAUAAUAUAUAGGGAUGACAUCCUCAUCACUGGAAAUGAUGAAAGGGCUAUUGUGGCACUAAAAGAACAUUUGAAUAAAAGCUUCCACAUCAAAGAUCUAGGAACACCUAAGUUCUUUCUUGGGAUUGACAUUGCAAGAUCACCAACAAGCAUUUCCCUAAGUCAACGAAAAUACGCUUUAGAACUAAUCUUUGAUUUUGGGUUGUCAACAUGCAAACCUAGUGUUGUUCCCAUAGAACAAAAUAUCGAAGUCACAAUCAUAGAACAUGAGACUGAAAGACAAUCACCAGAAGAAGAUCCCCCUCUACAAGAUCAUACAAGUUAUCAAAGGUUGGUAGGGCAUCUUAUUUAUCUUACAAUGACUCAGUCAGAUAUAAGUUAUGCGGUACAGAUUCUCAAUCAGUUCAUGCAGGCACCAAAACAAUCCCACAUGGAUGCUGCCAUCAAAGUAGUAAAAUAUUUGAAAGGAUGUCCUGGUGUGGGAUUACUACUUCCUCAAAAAGGAAAGAUGGAGAUUUCCGCUUAUUGUGACUCAGAUUGGGGAUCAUGUCCAAUGACAAGGAGAUCAUUAACAGGUUUCUGUAUUAAGCUUGGAAGCAGUCUUAUUUCUUGGAAAGCAAAGAAGCAAGCCACAGUGUCAUUAUCAUCCACAGAAGCUGAAUAUAGGGUCAUGGCUAACACCACAUGUGAAAUUAUCUAG
Molecule: messenger RNA, 771 nt
Organism: Pistacia vera
Lineage: Eukaryota; Viridiplantae; Streptophyta; Magnoliopsida; Sapindales; Anacardiaceae
Exons: 1
Coding region: 1-771 (256 amino acids)
Source: RefSeq, a predicted model, not a curated record